GGGCGUAGGAGCGAUGUGUKUCCCUGGUUGGGAGCCAGCGCGGGGCUGGAGGCGCCGCACCCGCUCCCCCCGGAGCAGCGCAGCUUUCCCUUGGGACGCGGGUGGGAUCGGCUGGCCUUUGGGAAACACCCCUGCUCUGGAGUCUGGGCUCGGGCUUGAUUUAAAAUUAAAGUGUAUUACUUCAUUACAAUGAUUUGAAGGGGGRAAACCCCCCGGAAUUUGUGUGUUCCGGCACGCUUCCUAAUCCUUUCAGCACUGGUCCUAAACGAUGCCUAAAAUCCACGCCGCAGGAYUGCGGCCUGCCCGGGGUGAUGGAGGCUCCGGGCGCUCUGUGGACACCUCUUCUGGCAUCUCCUCUGUGCCCGAGGCUGCUCCUUGUGCUGAUCCCUGCCGGGGACACSCCUGGCUCUGUCCCGAGUCCCCGCGCCCGCUCCUUGGAGGAGAAGAGGGAAUUAUUCCCUGCCUGAUUCCCACCGUGUGCCCGGGAAUGCCGCCGUCACAGAGACAGAAACUUCAGAAGCGGCCAAAACAAUCUCCUCGGCAUUUAUUACCACGUGCUAUUAUUUGUUUGCUCAUUGAUAGGCACAGACAAGGCAGAUGAUGACGUUAAUUAGUGAAAGUAAURCAUUAAAAAUCAGUGGUUGUAGAACACAGUCUAAAAACCUCUUAAGUAAGAAAUUAGUUUAUUUGUGGUUCACAUAGAUUUUGUGACUGAAUUGCCAAGUCAAAUUUAGUAACACGCUUGCUGAAAGCUGCUGCAGUGGUUUARAAAAUGAGGAGGUAAAAUUACUGCCUGUGCUGUUUCCUAAUCCCAAAUUCAUUAUGGUCUGGGACUGAGAUGGGCAGCUCUGGAUUGCAUUCCUGCUUCAGGCAGGUUGUUCAUUUCUAAACUUUGUCGCACAAAUCAGGCAGUCCAUUUUUCUAUCCAGUAACUGACAAAGUUAUGAGGGGCUAGUAAAUUUAGUUAGGAUAAACUGCACUUACUCAUUUUGUAAAAAUUCAUAUUUUAAAAAAUAUAUUGGCUUUUCUGUCUUAGAAGAAAGAUGGUUGUGUUUUAAGUGUUUUUAUUUCAUCAUGUACAAGACCGCUAGCACUGCAUGCUGUUUAAUGAUGCUUUUAAUAUUGUCCUUUAUCUUAACUGGAGAAAAUGAUGAAACUUUUGACCUYAGUGCUUCUCUGCUACUAUUCUGCUUUUCUAUUUUUUCUUGCUGCUAAUUGGAUUAAAAGCUCUCUUGGCUUCUAUGGCAUCCGGUGAGGAGAUUACUGUCUGUGAAGAUGAAGUAAGGUCUCGGUACAGCCACUUAGAGAAGAUGACAGAUUUGGUGGCUGUUUGGGAAGUAGCUUUAAGUGAUGGUGUUCAUAAGAUUGAAUUUGAACAUGGGACCACUUCAGGAAAGCGUGUUGUCUAUGUUGAUGGAAAGGAAGAAAUAAGAAGGGAAUGGAUGUUUAAAUUAGUGGGUAAAGAAACAUUCACUGUUGGAGCUACUAAAACUAAAGCUGCUAUUAACAUUGAUGCAGUCAGUGGCUUUGCAUAUGAAUAUACUUUGGAGAUCAAUGGAAAGAGUCUCAAGCARCAUAUAGAGAACAGGUUAAAAACAACCAAUACUUGGAUACUGAACUUGGGAGGUACAGACUAUAGAAUUGUUUUAGAAAAGGACACUAUGGAUGUGUGGUGCAACGGUGAGAAAAUGGAAACAGCGGGUGAAUUUGUGGAAGAUGGGACUGAAACUCAUUUUACUGUUGCUGAUCAUGGCUGUUGCAUUAAGGCUGUCAGUAGUGGGAAACGAAAGGAAGGAAUUAUUCAUACCCUUAUUGUGGACAACAGAGAAAUCCCAGAGGCUGUGGAAUAGCCUCUGGUUAACUGAUUAUGCUAGGACUAAGAUCAGGAAUUUUCAAUUACUGUGGUAAUUAUUUUAAUAUGUACUACUUGGUACAUCUAGUUUGUGCUGGGUUYAUUUUAUAGUUUCUGUAUAUGAAAUUAUUCUUUGAGGACCAGAUGAAAAUAAUUAUGUACAACCUMUUACAUUACCAGUUUUUAAACAAACUACAUAUCUAUAUUCAGAAUGUAUAGUAUAUCACUAUGUGUGGAAAACACUGGUGAACUUAAAUAGAAAUUAUACAUCAGGAAAAUAAUCAUGCUAUAAUAAAAUGUAAGAUAAAUAUUCAGUAACUGAAUCCUUAACUGCAGGUGUAUCUAGAGGGAGGAGAAAGCCUGUACUGGACACAGGUGGAAGAUAAAGCUUUCUCUGUAAUUAUUUUUUCUAUUAAAUUGACGACAAACCUUUUCAGACACAGUUAAGAGGAGUUACUAAGUUAAUWAAAAGGUCAAUAAUGAAAUACAUAGUUACCAAUGCCUAUGUUACAGCAUUAAAUUAAUACUGGRUUAUGAAAACUGUUCUUUAUUCCCAUCAGAAGCAAGAUGUUACAUUGUGCCAAAAAUAACWUUCCUUUAGGUGUUCUGAAAACUGAUGCUGGUUAGAAAUUGUUGCAGUAGUUCAGAAACUCUGUACUGAGUUUUUUCAAAAAAGAAAAAAAAAUCUUGCCAUGAAACCCCCUU
Molecule: messenger RNA, 2557 nt
Organism: Malurus melanocephalus (red-backed fairy wren)
Lineage: Eukaryota; Metazoa; Chordata; Aves; Passeriformes; Maluridae
Gene: FAIM
Product: Fas apoptotic inhibitory molecule
Exons: 5
Coding region: 1242-1850 (202 amino acids)
Biological process (GO): positive regulation of neurogenesis; negative regulation of extrinsic apoptotic signaling pathway via death domain receptors; canonical NF-kappaB signal transduction
Source: RefSeq, a predicted model, not a curated record